AGACUGAGCAUCGUCGCCAUGCAUUGACUUUCAAAGGCAAGUGGCGCUGUGGCGGCCAAAUUGAUCCCGGUGUUUGAGCAAGCCGGUUAUUAAGCUUGCUGAACUGCUCACAACUGAACAUUUUAAAAAAAUCAAGGAAACCCCAUCAAAUUACUCCCCAUCACAGUUCCAGCCCUACGCGGCUGGGGCUUGAGGCAGCAUUCCGGGCUGGACGCAAGGAAAGGAGCGCUUUUGAAACUAGUUUGGCAGUGGAAAGAUGUCAUACCUGCUGCCCCACUUGCAUAGUGGGUAUGCAGUGGACCAAGCAAUCCUUGCAGAAGAGGAUCGUGUCGUGAUUAUCCGCUUUGGACAUGAUUGGGAGCCCAACUGCAUGCAGAUGGACGAGGUCCUUGCUUCAGUCUCUGACCAGAUCAAGAACUUUGCGGUAAUCUAUUUGGUUGACAUUACUGAGGUCCCAGACUUCAACACCAUGUACGAGCUCUACGAUCCGUGCACAAUUAUGUUCUUCUUCAGGAACAAGCACAUCAUGAUUGACUUGGGCACGGGUAAUAACAACAAGAUUAACUGGGCGAUGACUGAUAAGCAGGAAUUCAUCGACAUAGUGGAAGUGGUGUACAGGGGGGCGCGAAAGGGGCGUGGUCUGGUGGUGUCACCAAAGGACUACUCUACUAAGUACCGGUAUUAACUGUUUACGUUUGUUGACUUUGGGAGGAGCCAAGACGCAUAUGCGCGCAGCUGCGAGGACGGUCUGGUUUCGAUGGGGGGACGGUGGAGUGUCGACGGGUGGGCAGGCCACGCACAUAUUCCGAUGAUAUGUGCAAUGCAUCCAUGGGAAGUGUGCACCUUCCUUCCUUGGGAUGCCAGCCGCGAGUAGGGUUGCUCCAUACUUCAACGAUAACUCGGGCGACCGAUUAAUGUGGUGUCAGUUGUCUGGCGUAGCUGAUUAGUGUGGCCUGUUACUUCAGUAGCGCUUCGUCACAUUUUUUAAAAUCUACAAAAGCGAUAGGUCAUGGAUGCUCUCUCUUUGGGUUACCUACACUUGUCAUGGUGGGGAGGGUGUCAUAUAGAGUCGCAGAUGGAUACGAACGUCAGCGUCGGUACUCUGAACGCCGCCGUAUCUUAUAGAGCAGGAGACGAAAUCACGGGAUUAUUGUGGAGGCCAUGUGUCGCCUCUGUUACGUAAGCCAGCUAUCAACACCUGCCCUCAUUGGCAUGGAUGGUGUGAGUGUCGCCUUGGGAGUGUACGGUGCACGCCUUUCCAGUACAGGGUUGACGCGAUUCGGCAGCUCCCAGGUUAGGCUAACGGAGGAUUGCUGCCACGAGGUUACGCUGCCGAUGUGGCCUGCCAUAAAUUUCGGUUUCCCGCUACAUUGCCGUUUUUUUGAGGACUACGACGGUAGCGACAUGAAAAUGCAACUUGCCAGUGCC
Volvox carteri f. nagariensis is the source of this 1428-nucleotide messenger RNA. RefSeq lists its product as uncharacterized. Gene Ontology annotation, cellular component: spliceosomal complex; U5 snRNP; U4/U6 x U5 tri-snRNP complex. The coding region runs from base 257 to 685 and encodes 142 amino acids. The record is from RefSeq and is a predicted model, not a curated record. Gene Ontology annotation, biological process: mRNA splicing, via spliceosome. The transcript has 2 exons. NCBI's taxonomy places the organism in Eukaryota, Viridiplantae, Chlorophyta, Chlorophyceae, Chlamydomonadales, Volvocaceae.